Messenger RNA from Anopheles funestus (African malaria mosquito), 8030 nucleotides. RefSeq lists its product as uncharacterized. The coding region runs from base 456 to 1331 and encodes 291 amino acids. The transcript is spliced from 3 exons. NCBI's taxonomy places the organism in Eukaryota, Metazoa, Arthropoda, Insecta, Diptera, Culicidae. Gene Ontology annotation, cellular component: nucleus. The record is from RefSeq and is a predicted model, not a curated record.
AUUCGUUCGGGCAAAUUCCUACCCGAUGUAGUCGAGACACGACUAAGCACAACUGACAUUUUGAAUUAUAAACUCGAUGUGAACGGUUCGUUCGUCAGAGACUGUGAGCCAGAGAGUGUGGAUGUGCGCGAGGUGUGAGUGAGAAGAGAAGAGAAGUGUGAAGGAGAAAAGUCUGAAGAAAAGCGCACGAGUGCUGGAAGAGAAAAUCCUGGUAGCCGUUUUUGUGAAGUGGAAAAACACCUAUUUUCCAGUUAUACAACAACGGCUCAUUUAUACACCAAUAAUAAUUGGCGCAUAUGUUUGUGCGUAUUUGUGUAAAUAGACGUCGUGGAAAAGGCGUCAGCGUGUAGCAGGCAAGGCGAAAGUGAAAGUGCAAAUAAAAGAAGUGGUGAAAAAAAAACGAUAGGAAUCAAAACGAGAGCUGUGAAGAGAACCAGAGACUUCUCCAGGACGCGAUGACAAACUCGCACAAUCGUAACGGGCGAAAUGCUGGCAGCGGUAACCAUGCCGAGCGAUACUUCCACAACCACAGCCCGCAGCAGCUGAGCCCCUCGGCACAGCAGCUGCACCAUGGUGGAAACAAUGGAAGCACCAGCAAGCAGCAGCGUGGUGGUGGCAACAAUGGAGCAAACGGCGGAGGAGCGGGUAACCGUAGUCAGCGGUCACCGAGCGCAAACUACUUCCGUAGUAUUUUCUCCUCCUCCAACACAAUACCGAUAGUACAACAGCAGCAGCAGCAGCAAAGGCAACCGUCGUAUUCUCCUACCGGUGGACGUGCUGUAGGAGGCGGUGGUGGACGCCACAGCAACAACAGCAGCAGCAGCUCAAACAGCUUUAAUCAACGCUCCAGUCCGAGCAAUAACAGUGGUGGCAGCUUCCCGACGAUGAUGUCCUCACCGAUGGGGGCUGGUGCUGGGCCUGUAUCAGGUUCGCCGCCAAACUUUUCCCACUUUGCCGGCAGCAAGUGUUACGAUGCACCCGCACCCACCGCACUGCCGAAGCCUCCCGUUCACUGGACAACCGUCGGUGGCGGCACUAACAGCAUCAGCAGCAGCAGUAGCGUUAGCAGUUCCUUCUCGUCAAUGAUGAUGAUGGCGGGCGGUUCAUCCGUCCAGUCUACGGUGGCCGGUAGCGGCAACACCAAAAAGGGGGCGGCAGGAUCCUCCUCCUCCACCAACGGUGCGCUAAAGCAGCAGCAGUAUCAUCCGCAGCAACCGCGGCUGCGAACGAAGGCGAUGAAAUCGUGUGCAUCGGCAGCGGCUAAGGCAAGCAAUCGCCAUGCCGCCGCCUUCACGCACAAUCUGAAAACGAUUCUCAACGUGCAGGCUUAACAACCCGUUACCGCAACCGAGUGUGGCAGAAGCAGCAGUAGCAGCGAUAGUGUUGAACAUGCGAUUACAACGACGAGGACGAUUGGAAACAGUGACAAAGAUACGGUAAUGACGAGCGUUUCGUCAAAGGUUGGCGGAAGUACCGACCAGCAACAAACGAUGACGACAACACGGCGAGAAGAUGGCGGAUCACGAGCAGCACGCCAACGGAAGCGAAAUCGACGGAAGAAAGCGAAGCAGCAGCAGCAACAGCAGCAACCACAGUAAGUUGUGCUGUUGCGUAUUUCUAUUACCUUUGAAAGAUGACAACGAAAGCAACGGAAUGCGAGGACUCUGAAGCCACAGAGCAGCACCUCAAGCAAAAUAGGUAACGCACGCAUCGAAGCAAACUACGGGGUGAAGCAGAAACAUUCAAAACAGGGAGACAGUGGCAAAGUAAAAUCCACAUCCAACGAUCCAGCUAUGCAAGCAAGCGGAUCAUCAGUUGUGUAGGACACCGGAUAAGGACGUGGUUCAAAAGCCCAUCCACAACAUCCAUCCUACCCAAAAGUCAUCUGCACGCGUUUCGUCAUGGUGUCAUGGAUGAGAAAGUGUCUCCGCAAAAGCCUGUUUUCUUCCUUCUGUAUGUAGCUUCAAAGGUAGAGAAACCCGUUUGCUUUAAAGGGAUCUGAAUCCUUUAAAGUUUUGGAAUUCCCGGAUAACUUGCCGUUUGUCGCUACAGACGACGAUAUAUGGGGUGCGCAUCCCUUGCCUCUUGGUGUCGUUUGCUGUAAACUAACCCCGGACUCUGUUGUCGCGCUUCAGAGUUGGAAAGCAAAUUGCAGACGAAUUGUUAUUUGCCGGCCUGGGUACGUUUUGUUGCCGUCUCUGUGUUGAAAUCGUGGCAUGUCGCCUUCCGCAAUUUGGUCGAGCUGAUCACCAUCGCCGUAGCUCACGAUCGAAUCGUCGUCAACAUCGUGCAUGAUCAUACUUGUUCGCAGUGAGAGCUGUAUGCUGUAUGGCUGUAUGCCUGCCAACGUUUGUCUGCAGCAAGCAAGACAAGCAGAGAAGAAGAAUCGCCGACAACCGUAGUGAAAGGAGAACUAAAAGGGAGAUCGAGGCACGAAGAGGAGCGAGUAGUCUUACGUGUAUGUAUGUAAAGGAAUCCUUAUGACUAUAUGAUUUUUUUUUUUCGUUUCGAAUGUUCUGAUUACGGUAUAUAAUGAUCAAGUUUAAUACUUUUUACUUUGAACGAUCCAUUACGAUGUGAAAGGACGUGACGAUAAUUAUAUAUGACAGGACAGGAACUAGAGAUACACAAACCACUAGCAGUGAGAUAGAGAGAUAGAGAGAGAGGGUAGCGGCUGUGUCUCGCAACCAAGAUAGGAUAAAGAUGCUGGCAAAAUUUUACGCACGCGAACACGGUAGGACAGAGUAGGAAGAAUUUGGAGUACACAUUAGUCCAUGCAGAAGUUCAUGCAGAUGCCAUCGUUGUGUAUGGCUGUUGAAGAAGGGAAAUUAUGGUGCAUUUUGGGCGUAAGUCGGUGGAACCUUUCCUACAAAGCCAGCGAGUAGCGAGAGAGAGAGACAGAGCAGUGGAAGGAAGAUGAUCGGUCAGAAAUUACACGUAUACAGUCCGAUGUGCGUUGUGUGUGUACGGAGCAAACGGAUCCAAGCACCCGAGUUCUGGAAGGGAGAUACGAUCAUGUGUGUGGUGAUGGGUGGAUGUUUGUUUCCUUUUGUGUGAGGUGCUACCUAUCACACCCCACACUACCCCAAUCGAACUCUUGCGACUUGACAUAGUCGUAAGCGUCGAUUUUUCCAUUGCUCCUGUUUUUGGCCAUACCACUGUUUACUGAGAGAAGUAGAGGGAGUGCGCCAACUCGUGUUUGUACGGAACAUUCAACAAAACGAGAUUGUACGCGCGACAAAUUUGUUGAUUUGUUUUUUUUUUAAUUAUCUUUUCCAUAAGAUAUUCCUAUACUUUUAGUGCGUUUUAAUUAUAGUUGUACUAGCAGUGUACUUUGUACGCCCCAAAAAAACGAUUUGGUGCCAAGCAUUAUGAUUCAAUCGUUAACGGUUGUUGGAAAAAAGUGGUUUCUGAUCUCUGAAUUUCUAUUACUAUUUUUUUUUGUUUACUAACGACCCUUCGGGGGAGAUACAGUGCAGUACACGCGAAGGGCAUUAGUUGUGGUCUGCUUCAAAUCGAACAUCAUAUCGGUUUGUCUAUAGCUCACCUGUGCUCGAGUUGUCUCACAGAGGUUUACGUGUCCUUUUUUUGUUUUGUUGUAUAAACAGAAAUUUAACUAAAAUUUCUAAACCUUCAAACCCGUGUAUGCAAAACACUUUCAUCGUGCUUAUGUUUUUGCUAGGGGUACCUUUUAUUUUUGUACAAUUAUUUCUAAGUCACCCAUUCUUCUCUCUAACAGCAAGAUGCAGAACCAAACUUUGGACUGAGGUUACAUUGGGAAAGAAUGGAAACCGGGCCCCAUUCCACCGUGGCCAUAGUUAGUUUCCAUUCAUUUUGUUGACGCUGGUACUCUAGAGUGUGAGGAGAAAUAGAUGUGGAAAAUGAUGUGGACAAACACACAACGGUCCCGUUGAUCAUCAGCCCAAUAUCAAGAUUAUUGGCGUAAUGGAUUGUUGUUUGUUUUUUUUUGUUUUGUUCUCUUUUUAAGAAAACGGUGAUAUAAAUUUGAAUUUUAAGAAACAGAUUUUCUAUGCUACUGAAGAUGACUCCCGCACGCACGCACACGUGGACACGCGCGGCAUACGGGGUGUGUACAAUUAGCGCAAGGAGGAAAAGGCUGUGUGUGCUGUGCCGUGCGCCACCGGGGGUGUUUUGCAUUAUCGGACGCGGAGCGGGAACUCAGUUUCAAUUGUACAAAGUAUAUAACAAAUCAAACACAAACACACACCGAAGUAAAUUUUUCACGCAUUCAGAAGAGUAUAGAGAGGGAUGUGUGUCUGUUGUAGCGUUGAAACCCGGUACAAAGGUCGUUCAUGUAAGGAACGUGAACGUUUUAGGCCUUUAGUAGCCUUACUGAGAUUGGCAAUAAUGGGGUAUGAUGUUGUUCUACAGAGAAACAAAACACUUACAAAACCCGAUCAGGAUACGAACAUACAGCAGUUUGUGGGCAAGUUUUUUGCAAAAUCGUGAAUUUCGCCCUGAAAUGAAUUUAUGUAGUUAUUUAGUUACUUCUAAUCGCCGGAACAUCAUUUUCUUAUUAUUAUUAAGUCAUCUUCCUCUAAUUGUGUGUACCUGCAAGGUGUUUGUUUCUCCUUACGACAGCUAGGUGUAAAUUUAUUACUAGGUACAGUUACCUCGCCGCUCCUUGAUAGUCAUUUGUAGUAUUGUAGCUUAAAGAAUUAAAUUUUAUCAACCGUAUUGUUCAGUGUUUGAGAACAUUUUCGAUAAAUUUGUUCUGCAGUGCAGAACAUUUGGAACUAUCUGUUCAAUUGUAAAUCAUAUGAAAUUCUCACCGUGAUCGGAAUUUGUUAUCGAAUAGUUUAUGAAAUUAGAAAGAUGUUAUUUUGCAUGAAAUUUUAAACAGACAUUCUAUACGUAUCACCGCAAAACGUAACUGUAUCUAGUAGUAAAUUUGCUUAGUCGUCAACCAGAACAUUUUUCAUUGUCGGGGUGAGUUUUCAAAUCAACCCCCUGACAUCCCCCCACCCAAAAGAACCAUAGUUUCGAAGACGAUCGACGAUGCAGUUCGUAAAAAUGGUUCGAUUCGUUUCUGCAAUAUUCACGAACGUAUGCAAUAUUAUUUUUAUGUAUAGCUCUGACUUUGUUUUCUUAUGUUUUUUUGUGUCCAAGUAAUGGAAAAAAUAUUACUUCUGACACACAGCUCAGUAUGCGUCCCGAUAUCAUCCUCCAUACAAGUAGGCACAAUCUUUGGCACCUACGAACCUACUGAAUGUGGUUAUAGAACAAAAUACCGCCACAAAAGCGGUAGGGAAUUGCUGGUUAACUUUGGCAGCUAAAGACAUUAAACUCUCGCCAAACGAUGCGAUCCUUUUUGGGGGAAAAAAAACGCAAGGCGAAGAAAGUAGCGAGGCGCGCAACAAUUGCAGUACAAAACUCAAAACCAACACUAACUGUAUGUGUUUUACUAGGGUAAUUCGUGUGUGUGUGUGUGUGGGGAGGGUGGUGGUUGAAGUGGGGAUGGUAGCUGUCGCAAACAAAUGGCGUGUCCUUGUUGCGAGGCGGCCAACCUGCGUGAUUGUGAGAAAACGUUCUUCAUCGUUCACCAGCUUACUUGUGGAUGAUCGUAUGAUUAUGCUUACGGGAGAACACGAAACACAAAAUACCACCGGUAAUGUAAAGCCCCACCACCCGCACUACACAUCAUACAUUGGCACUAAGUGUUGUUAUUACUAAUUGCUUGGUGUCCUGUGUGUUGUGUGUGGUCCGUGUAUUAAAAUUACUCAUGCAAAAAUGGGCAGGAAAACGAAUAUGAGUAAAAGGGAUUCAAAAUCUAGCGUAAGGAAGCAACAGUGUGGGGGGGUAGGAUUUGUGAUGUAAAACUGUUGGGUGUGUGUGUGUGUAUAGGGGUAGAUUUGAACUGUCCUCCCUCCUCUCCCCCGCUUCCUCCCAUUCUCCCAACAUAUAAACUGUGCUACUAAGCGAAUGUCGAACUGAACGGAGAAGGAAUAGUUUGCAAACAAAUGGGCAACGAUUGUAGCGUUUAGUUUCAAACAAAAUAUCCCACCAAGGGUGGUUUGGUAAUGCAUUCUUCUUUCUUUUUGUUUUUUUUUGUUUGUAAAAUGAUCUGCUCAAACCUUCUAAAAUAAUCAAAACGUGAUAUAGUUUCUGAAGUGCAAUUGCAUCCGGUAUGCUAAUUUAUUCCUGUCUCACAUCUUCCUACAAACAAAUACACACCCCCUGCCUUACCAGUGGAUCCCGAUCUCCUUUUUCCCUUCGUGUCCCCAUUUCCUUGUAUGUCUUAUUUGAAAGUGUGAUAAAAAAUGCCUCAAUAAUUACUCCUUUCCCCCCUCUUGUAUUAGUCGUAUUAGUUGUAUCACCCAUUGCAAUACUUUCAUUCAUAGGUUUUUUUUUGUCUUAAAUUAAUAUUUCUUUUAUUUUUUUUCGGACGUUUCAUGACACCAAAAUCCGUAAGACCAACGCGGGAUGGUAUCUUAUACGCUCCGAGCCGUACCCCAGAUCUCAAAUGAUUGCGAGCAAGGCAGCAGAAUGCGGUUACGCUUGUUUGUGUUUGUAGAGCGUAUUUGUGUUCCUUCAUACUCUUCUUAAGGCCCAAUUGGUAUGGAAAAAGGGAAAGCAUAAUUGUGCGUACAGCACAGCAUAACAGACAGAAGAAGCAUUUUUUAGUCAAAUAAGAAGAGGCCGCACGGGAACUGAACGUUUCCCAUUCCAGUCUGCUAACCGUUGCCUGCCGAUUGGUUUGUGCCGUCUAAGAGAGAAACGACGACAAGUGAAGAUGCGCGCGCAGACAUGGGUGGACGUACAUUUCAAACGACUCGUCAACGAAAUCCCUGGUUGUUCGAUGUUUCGAGCUACAUGUUGAAAAUCUAUUAUGCUGGUUGAACAGUGACAACGUGUGCGUGUGUGUCCUGUAUCGGUUGUUUUACUGUCGAGCUACAAAAUCGAGCUAAACGAAAGAUCAUCUUUCUUUCAUCACAGCUGGAGAGUUUCUUGGAAAGUGAACGAUCGCGAUUUGUUGACCAUGUAUCGCCGUUGCUUUAAGCUUCAGAAAGAUUACUAGACACGUCAGGGAACGAUCGCCAAACAGCUAGGAUGUGACGUCCCCAAGGCUGUUGCAUUGUCUGUGUCCGGCUCGUUUGAAAUGUGUGUUGCCAGUAUGCGACGCUUUUGCUCUACCAACGAAAACACGUAAUCGCCCCUUAGAAUAAAAAUUCGCCCUACCUCCCCCUCCAAACAUUAUAUGUUUUAUUUUAUGUGUAUUUCUAACUCUAUACAACUUAUGUGCAUUCUCUUUCUCCUCUACACAUUCUGUUUCACCUUGAUUGUUUUUCUGUGUAAAAUUAAAUGUUAACGACCUUGUAUUUGUGUUUGUCUCAUGAAUGUAUUUUCCCUUUUCGCCCUGGUGUCAUCCCCAUGCCAUCACUGUUUGUGUAGGUGAGUGUUGAACGCAGAACGAACGCACGAAACGAUACAUAAAAAAGUACAAAAAAUAUCUUUCUUUUCAUUCUUAUAUGUUUAAGUGUUUGUGUUUCUUAUCAUUUACCCUUCAUCUUUAUUUGUUUCCCUUGUGUUUAUGUUUCUCUUCACACACGUACACAACAUAUCAAUAGCAGAGUGUUUUGUGAGACACGGUGAUCGUUUCAAUACAAACACCGAAUGUAGUGUAAAAGCUGGCUUGUAACGAUAGUUGUUACAAAAAAAAAAAAAACCCCCUCCCAUUGGUACCUGAAUCUGGCCAAGCAUAUUUGCCAUUUUUCUCCAUACUUCGUGACAUUACCUUUUGCAGUAAAAGGCGCGUUGUUUCAGUCAGUAUAAAUUUACAUAGAACUGUGCAAUGAUACAUUCACCAGACAGUGGCCCGUGCGCCUAAUUCAAAGAUUAUCUAGCAUAAACUUGGCCACAUACAAUGCUCAAAACAUCAUCAUUCAAUGUUAUUUUCAUUUUAUCCCUUUUCAUUUCUCCCUGUAAAAAAAAAACAAAGAAUUAAAAAAAAAUACAAAAAAGUUCGUUUCGGCUAAAUUCUACAACACACACACAAACACAAACAACCA